Messenger RNA from Saccostrea cuccullata (small rock oyster), 1900 nucleotides. RefSeq names its product methylosome subunit pICln-like. Bases 106 to 741 code for a protein of 211 amino acids. Gene Ontology annotation, cellular component: methylosome; spliceosomal complex; cytosol. Lineage: Eukaryota; Metazoa; Mollusca; Bivalvia; Ostreida; Ostreidae. Gene Ontology annotation, biological process: spliceosomal snRNP assembly; chloride transport; mRNA cis splicing, via spliceosome. The record is from RefSeq and is a predicted model, not a curated record. The transcript has 6 exons.
AAAUAAAAACGGGAAACCCCGUACGUAUGGUAGACGAAAUUGCCUGCCAUGUGCAUGAUGUGUGUUGGAACUGAAAGAUAAAUAUUUUUGUGAAAAACUGUAAAAAUGAUUCUGACAGCUAUCAAUAUACCAACAGGAGGCGUUCGACACGUUCAAGAUGAAACUGUUGCAUUUGUUGAUGAUAAGAGUCUGGGAAGUGGGUCAUUAUACGUAACUGAAAGUUUGUUGACGUGGAGGACGAGUAGUGGACAGGGAUUUUCCCUUCAGUAUCCAGCUAUCAGUCUCCACGCUGUCUCCCGAGACCUGACAGCUUUUUCACAGGAGUGUCUGUAUUUAAUGGUGGAUGGUAAACUAACAGAAGACACAGAGUGUGGUCAGAGAUCCUCGUCUGAGGAGGAAGUGGUGGGGCCCUAUGAGGGGGACACGCCCACAACAGAGGUCCGAUUUGUCCCAGCUGACAAGGGCUCUUUGGAUGCCAUGUUCAAUGCUAUGUCUGACUGCCAGGCCUUACAUCCAGAUGAACAAGACACUGACUCUGAAGCAGAAGAGUACGAUGCCAAUUAUUAUGAGGGGGAGGAGGGGGAGCAGCACCUGACAAUGGAGGGACAGAGAACGUUACAACAUCUGGAGAACUUACUGAUUAACGGACAGGGGGACGGAGGAACUCACCAAAACACCAACGGUAACGAAGGAAAUCCAGAUCCAAUGGAGCAUGACCAGUUUGCUGAUGCUGAUCAGUGAUGUAAAUAAACCUGCCUCAAUUCUGAACAGAAGCCGACAGAACAUUAACACUUCUCCAAAGAGAGGGGGUCCAUUUAUUCUCCAAAGAGAGGGGGUCCAUUUAUGCAGAAAUGUGUUAGAUGGUUGGAUACAUGUCAUAACAUUGAAAUGUGCAUAUUAUUUGACCAACACAGUGAUUCGUCAUUGAUCCUAAGAUACGGAAUUACUAUGUUUAUGUACAUAUAUGGCAUACUGGCAGCAUUCUAUGUUAUUUUUGACAUCCUUGUAUAAAAUCACCCCUGUAAUUUUAUCAUUCAUAAACAUUUACCAUAAAUUUGUAUUUUGUUGGAUUUUUUAAGAGCAUUUUUAUGAGAAAUAUUUUCAAAUACACAAACAAAUGUUCUCAAAUUUGGAAAUCUGGUGUUAAAGUGAAGGAGUGCCUCCAAUAGUUCCGUUUUGUUAAAAUUCAGGUCUAAAAAGGUCUAUUUCUGAGUUUUCCAUCAUUACUGCAACUCUCUUGAUUUACUCAAAUUUUUUUAUGGUAUAUGACUCCCCAAUUACGCUCCACAAUUUUAAUAAAAAAAAUGCCAACUCUUCUAAAUUUUGGAGUUUCAAACUUUUUCAGUUUUAAGGUUUUUUUAGAAAAAUGAAGCAGUAAAACUCUUGGGUGAUAAAAAAUCAUCUAUAUAUUAAGUACUGAAAUACAAUUCUCAAUUGUAUUCUGGGGUUUCUUAAGCAUUUAUAUCAUAAGAAGUGAUCUGACAAGCUGGUAAUACCAUGGAUUUCUCCUUGUGUAGCCCAUAGCCAGCAUAUCAUCAUGUCUGUGUUGAGUAUUGUACAUGUAUUAAGGAAUGUACUCCGAGCACAAUGUUGAGUUUAAUGUAAAUUCACUCAUAAAUUUAGCAUUAAAAGCGGACAAUCUGCAUAAAAGUCAAAUCAAUAUUGGAAAUUUUCAUAGAAAACUAUGGAUGACAAUUGUUUUUAAGUAGGCAGGUCUGAUAUGGGUGAACUGGAAAAUUCAAGUGGAUUCACAUUUUUAUGCCUCUUUUGUAAGCUACUCCCUUAUAACAACCAAAAGUUAAUUGUGUUCAACAAAUGCAUUGCAUGAUGUGCUUUAUUAUUUUGAAAUGUAGACAUGGUAUGGUUGUAAACAGCAUAUUGAAUUGUUAAAGAUUAAUUU